Molecule: messenger RNA, 4071 nt
Organism: Triplophysa dalaica
Lineage: Eukaryota; Metazoa; Chordata; Actinopteri; Cypriniformes; Nemacheilidae
Gene: wdr47a
Product: WD repeat domain 47a
Exons: 15
Coding region: 160-2874 (904 amino acids)
Molecular function (GO): protein binding
Source: RefSeq, a predicted model, not a curated record
UCGCGCUUGACAACCAGCGAGCGCCGCAGACAACAAGAGCUGCUCGCGCUACGACCAACGGAACAAAUACAUCACAUCGUCUGUCAAACACUCUCAACACGUCCGCAGAGGAUUUCUGCACUUCGCGUAUAUGUAGAGAUCACCAGACAGCUUGCCACCAUGACGGCUGAGGAGAUCAUAAACGUGAAGGAAGUGGAGAUCAUUAAGGUGAUGCUGGACUUUCUGAACUCGCGUAAGCUGCACAUAAGCAUGCUAGCCCUGGAGAAGGAGAGCGGGGUCAUCAAUGGCCUUUAUUCCGAUGACAUGCUUUUUCUCAGGCAGCUCAUUCUAGAUGGACAGUGGGAUGAAGUGCUGCAGUUCAUUCAGCCGCUCGAAAGUCUGGAUAAAUUUGACAGAAAGAGGUUCCGCUACAUUGUUCUGAAGCAAAAGUUUCUAGAAGCUUUGUGUGUAAAUAAUGCCAUGUCUGCUGAAGAUGAGCCACAGCACUUGGAGCUGACCAUGCAGGAGGCUGUGAAGUGUCUCCAUGCUCUGGAAGAGUUUUGUUCAUCUAAAGACGAUUACAGUAAGCUCUGUCUGCUCCUGACGCUGCCCCGCCUCACCAACCACUCUGAGUUUAAAGACUGGAACCCCAGCACGGCACGCGUCCAGUGUUUCGAGGAGGCCUGCGGUAUGGUGGCGGAGUUCAUCCCGGCAGAUCGUAAGCUGAGCGAGGCGGGGUUUCGCGCCAGCUCCAAUCGCCUCUCCCAGCUUUUGAUCAAAGGUGUCUUAUAUGAGUGUUGUGUAGAAUUCUGUCAGAGCAAAGCCACCGGAGAGGAGAUCACUGAGAGCGAGGUUCUUCUGGGUAUAGACAUGUUGUGUGGGAACGGCUGUGAUGACCUAGACCUCAGUAUGCUCUCUUGGCUCCAGAACCUGUCGCCCAACGUCUUCUCCUGCGCUUUUGAACAGAAGAUGCUCAGCAUCCACGUAGAUCGUCUUGCGAAACCUGCCAAGACCGGUUACGCCGACCUGCUCACUCCACUCAUCAGUAAGCUCUCCCCGUACCCCGCCUCUCCUCUGCGACGCCCGCAGUCCGCCGACACCUACAUGUCCCGCUCUCUAAACCCGGCGCUGGAUGGUUUGUCCUACGGCCUGUCUGGGCAGGACAAGAGAGGACCAGGUACAAACGGAGGGAAAACCUCGCCCAUGUCGCACUCGUUUGCUAACUUUCAGCACCUGAACCGUAGUGUGAUGAUGGACAAUUCAGGAUGUCACAGCAUCUUUGAGGAGUCACCUGAUAGCUCGAGAACUGAGACUCCAUCUGAUAAAAUGUUGAGCUCACCUGUUCCUCAAAACUCUCGCCCGGCAUCUGCCCCGGGUCAGGACGCCUCAGCACCAGGUUCUGCAGAGAAGAAUGAGCUGCGGGACUCCACAGAGCAGUUUCAGGAGUUUUACCGCCAGCGUCUACGUGUGCAACAGCAUCUAGAACAGAAGCAGCAGCAGAGGGAGCUCUACCAGCAGAUGUUACGGGAGGGCGGAGUCCAGCAGCACGAGGCCCCACCCACCGCUGAGCACAACCUCACAGAGACCUUCCUCUCCAGGUCUAUUCAAAGGCUGGAGGAGCUGAAUGUUGGAAUGGAUGAUUUGGGAGAAGAAGUGCAGAUUCUCUCUCAGCAAUGUAAUGGGGCCAGUAAUAACAACAGUGUAUCAGGAGAAGCUUCGGCCACACCACACACACAAGUAGAAGGUAGUGGAGCCAUUGACGUGGUCACCAGCACUCCACAGAGGUUAGCCGGAGAGACAGUCUUACCUCCCCCCAGCCAGUCACCUGUGCUGCCCCAGAGUUCUCAGAAGGACCCGACAGAACAGAAUAACAGCAGCUUGACCUGCUCUAAGGGCCCAGAGAAAGAGAAGUCUAAAGCCAGGUAUGUAAUGGUGAACACCCUGGAGGACACACAAGCGGUGCGUGCAGUGGCCUUCCACCCCACAGGAGCGUUAUAUGCUGUCGGCUCAAACUCUAAGACGCUGUCUGUGUGUGCCUACCCUGAUACACUGGAUACAAGCGGCUCGGGAGCAAGCAAUACUCCAGAAAUCCGCUUUAAGAGAAACAAGCAUCACAAAGGCUCCAUAUAUUGUGUGGCAUGGAGCCCCUGUGGUCAGUUACUGGCCACCGGAUCCAACGACAAAUACGUCAAAGUGCUGCCCUUCAACCCUGAAACAUGCAAUGCUACAGGUCCAGAUCUGGAGUUCAGCAUGCAUGAUGGGACUAUCAGAGACUUGGCGUUUAUGGAGGGUCCUGAAAGCGGAGGAGCCAUUUUAAUCAGCGCUGGUGCUGGAGACUGUAACAUCUACACAACGGACUGCCAAAGAGGACAGGGUCUGCACGCACUGAGUGGACACACGGGUCAUAUCCUUUCUCUCUACACGUGGGGGGGUUGGAUGAUCGCAUCUGGAUCUCAGGAUAAGACGGUGCGUUUUUGGGACCUGCGAGUACCCAGCUGUGUAAGAGUGGUAGGGACGGCCUUUCAUGGCUCAGGCAGCCCUGUGGCAUCAGUAGCGGUUGACCCGAGCGGACGUUUGCUGGCAACGGGGCAGGAGGACAGCUCCUGUAUGCUGUAUGACAUCAGAGGUGGACGCAUGGUUCAGACGUACCGGCCGCACUCCAGCGACGUCCGAUCGGUGCGCUUCUCACCCGAGGCCCAUUACCUGCUUACAGGAUCCUACGACAAUAAGGUCAUCGUCACUGACCUGCAAGGGGACCUGACGAAACCGCUGCCGUUGACUGUAGCUGGCGAGCAUUCUGAUAAAGUGAUCCAGUGCAGGUGGCACACACACCACCUCUCUUUCCUCUCAUCUUCUGCCGACCGCACAGUCACACUUUGGACACAGGCCACGUAGAGCCAGCACCAAAAACAAGGGCGACAACACACACACGCACACACUGCAGGAGUAUGUCUAUGGCAUUCUUUGAACAAAUCUCUGUGUGCUUGUUGUCUAUCUGUAACUUGUACUGUUUUUUUUUUCCUGGGCCCUGUGAUCAUCAAUGCAAGCUAUAUUUAGGUACAUAUUUUAGGUGUGUGUAUGUGUGUGCCUGCGAGUGUGUGCGUGUGUUAUGACCCUGAACUAUAUUGGGUUUGAUGUGUUAUAGUAUACUUGGCUAUACGUGUGCUCCCUGAGCCAUUUCAUGAAAUAACUCUUAUUAAACACUGCAUCAUUCAUCCAUUCAACUCAGAUACACAGACUCAACGAUGGCAUGUGAUCUGUACUGUGGCCUUUCUCAGAUUAUAGUGUCUGCAUCUACCCUGCAUAAACAUCCACUCUCUGCAGUUCACAGCACUUGUAUACCUGCGUGUUUAAAUCCAGCUUUUCUAAAUACUUCUUGAUGUUUAGCAUCCUGCUGUAUUUUUUAUUUAAGUUACUGCUUUGUAAUGUGUAACAUCCUAAUGCAAACCAUGUGAACUAAUGUUUGAGUGGCAGGUGCGACCAUGCUUGUGUUUGGAUAAAUAUGAACAUUAUUUUAUGAAUUGCUGCAAAUACUACAUCAAAGUUCAGCUGUUUGUGUGAGACAUCAAGGGAAGUCAGUGUAAAGUGGCUGGCCUUGAAGUGUUAUUUAAAAUGUUUUGUUUGACUCUCGCCCUAGUGAGAGCCUCUUACAGUGAUGGCAUGGAGCAAAGUGUUACAUUUUGAAUUAUAAUUUUAUGGAAGGAAUUUGUGAUUUUUGUGUAUCUGAUUCAGUAAUGCUUAAGUGUGUUGGGCAAUGGCACAUUGGUCUGUUAAACUUUUAGCACAAAACUUGGCGGUUGAUAUUUUAACCUCGCACUUUUUUGUUUCUUAUAGCCCUGUAUUUUGUUUAAAUUGCACAUUGUUAUGGUUUGUCCAUAUUGUAUAUUUUGUAACGUAGAUUAGAUUAUUUAAUCUCAUUCAUUUUUGUUAUUUAUGGUUGUUAAUUUUAAAACUGACAUUUAUGCUAAUGAACGGUCACUAAAAUCAUAAUACUGAAAUGUGUUGUCUGACUCUAUUCAUCGCAAAAGUGUUUAAAGGAAAUUUAUUUUAAAUGUUCCUGCAGAUAUGUCUAAAUAAAAGCUUUCAUCUCUA